This is a messenger RNA of Drosophila gunungcola (fruit fly), 1479 nucleotides long. RefSeq lists its product as uncharacterized. The coding region runs from base 1 to 1479 and encodes 492 amino acids. Gene Ontology annotation, biological process: proteolysis. Gene Ontology annotation, molecular function: nucleic acid binding; zinc ion binding; aspartic-type endopeptidase activity. The transcript has 2 exons. Lineage: Eukaryota; Metazoa; Arthropoda; Insecta; Diptera; Drosophilidae. The record is from RefSeq and is a predicted model, not a curated record.
AUGGAUCAAUUAAAACUACUGAAGGCAGAAAGAAGCCAUGCGAAGGCAAGCAUCACGCGUUUGCUAACGGCGUCACAAGAUCCACGUGCGGGAUCACCCUGGGAACUGGACGAAAUAACAGUGUCAUUGGAUAGGCUCAAUACCGUUUGGAAGGAAUUGGCCCUUUUCGACGAGAAAGAGGGAGCAGAUGUAUCAAUACUGCGCAAAGUAACAGACGGAGCUACAGAGAUUGUACGAGGCUUGGAUGCAGCAGGGCAAACAAACAGGGACUGCUGGGUAAUUCAUUUCAUUCUGGCCAAGAUUGACGCUGAAACUCGACGCAAGUGGUUUGAGGGCAGCCGUAAAAUGGAAUCGCCGACUGUGGACGAUCUACUCAAGUUUUUAGACCGCCGCUGCGAGGAAUUUGAGCUCAGCAAAAGUGAGCCUGACAAAGUCUUCCAAGUUGGCUCACAGCAAAACAAAGCCAAGCGAUCAUCACACGCCUUGGUAUCAACGGAGGAAGGUGCUUGUGUUAAGUGUAACUCCAAGGAGCACAAGAUCUUUAUUUGCCCAAAGUUUAUGGACUUAUCAGUCGAGCAGAGACGCACUUUUGUUAAAGCUAAAUCCUUGUGCUUUAAUUGCUUGAAGUUCGGGCAUGUGUCACGCAAGUGUGAAUCCAAAUUCACAUGCAGAACUUGUCACAAUCGUCACCACUCUCUACUACACGUAGAAGAUUCUACUGCACACGCCGCUGUAACCAGGACACAUUCAACGGAUGAGGAGCAGUGCGACCUCGGCGCUCCAGAGGAUACAACGGUGACAUUCAGCAACAUUGCUCGUGUACAAGACACUCCAUUCGCUGAAUCUUCGUACAACGGAUCAGCUACUACUACACAGCCACAAGGGUUACGGAAAAGCGCAUUGCCCACAGCUCUAGUACUCGUUCGCAACGCCAAAGGAUCACACACUUCCUGUCGGGUGCUUUUGGACAGUGGUUCGGAACUCUCAUACAUCUCCGAGCGAUGCGUGCAGGCGCUCGGCCUGGCGCGCUUGCCAUCAAGAAUUUUGGUGUCGGGAACUUCUUCGAUCAAGGCUGAGACAACUAGAGGCUGCAGCGCACUGGAUAUUCAGUCAAGAAUAUCAGAACACACAAUGAAGGUAGGUGCCCACGUACCCAGCAAAAUUACCUCCACGUUGGCAAGACACAAUAUCAACGCCUCAGCACUUAAGGCGUUCGAUGGCUUGGACCUUGCAGAUUCUGACUACCAAUCGUUGGCGCCAGUAGAUAUUCUCUUGGGCAGCGAUUGUGUUUGGACCGUGUUCACUGGUAAAAAGCUGUUCGACAGCCAGGGGAAGAUCAUCGCCAUUUCGACCAUAUUUGGAAGGGUCAUUACUUCGUUCGUGACUACAGGCUCUUCAUCUACAACAACUAUGCACACGGCUAUUGACAUUAAUGCAUCACUUCGACGCUUUUGGGAGCUGGAGGAUGGCAACCAAUAG